Molecule: messenger RNA, 243 nt
Organism: Nannochloropsis gaditana CCMP526
Exons: 3
Coding region: 1-243 (80 amino acids)
Source: RefSeq, a predicted model, not a curated record
AUGACGCCAGAGUGGGGCCCCACCCGCCUGAAGACGUUGAAGAAGCGGGAGAGGAGCAGGAUCCUGGCGCAGCGCAUGACGGGCCGCCCCCUGGUCUGGCUCCUCCUCCGCUACUCGCCCAUGGCGGAGGUCCAAAAACAGACGGUCCACCUCAACGCCUUCUUGACCCUCUGGUUCCGCGCAUGUUCCAUCCUUAACAGCAGGAUCCAGCGUCCUCCCGCCCCUCACCUUCCCACCCUUUGA